Messenger RNA from Equus quagga, 1143 nucleotides. RefSeq names its product diablo IAP-binding mitochondrial protein (gene DIABLO). The record is from RefSeq and is a predicted model, not a curated record. NCBI's taxonomy places the organism in Eukaryota, Metazoa, Chordata, Mammalia, Perissodactyla, Equidae. The coding region runs from base 29 to 742 and encodes 237 amino acids. Gene Ontology annotation, cellular component: mitochondrion. Gene Ontology annotation, biological process: neuron apoptotic process; intrinsic apoptotic signaling pathway in response to oxidative stress. The transcript has 6 exons.
UGUGCGUCUGGCAUCCGCCCGUCGCAGGAUGGCGGCUCUGAGGAGUUGGGUGUCGCGGAGCGUAGCCUCCCUGUUCAGAUACAGACAGUGUGUUCCCGUCGCGGCUAACUUCAGGAAGCGCUGUUUCUCAGAAUUGAUAAGACCAUGGCACAAAACUGUGGCAGUUGGAUUUGGUGUAACCCUGUGUGCAGUUCCUAUUGCACAGAAAUCGGAGCCUCAUUCUCUUAGUAACGAUGCAUUAAUGAGGAGGGCUGUGUCUUUGGUAACAGACAGCACCUCUACCUUUCUCUCUCAGACCACGUAUGCAUUGAUUGAAGCAAUCACUGAAUAUACUAAGGCUGUUUAUACCUUAAUUUCUCUGUACCGACAAUAUACAAGUUUACUUGGGAAAAUGAAUUCACAGGAGGAAGAUGAAGUAUGGCAGGUGAUCAUAGGAGCCAGAGUUGAGAUGACUUCAAAACAACAAGAAUACUUGAAGCUGGAAACCACAUGGAUGACUGCAGUUGGUCUCUCAGAGAUGGCAGCAGAAGCUGCAUACCAAACUGGAGCAGAUCAGGCCUCUAUAACUGCCAGGAACCAUAUUCAGCUGGUGAAAUCGCAGGUGCAGGAGGUGCGCCAGCUCUCCCAGAAAGCAGAAACCAAGUUGGCAGAAGCACAGACAGAAGAACUUCGUCAGAAAACACAGGGGGAAGGGGACGAGAGGGCUGAGACAGAGGAGGAGGCCUACCUGCGUGAGGAUUGAGGGCCUGAGCUGCGGCCCACUCAGCCUGGAAAGCAAGGGUGGAUGCCGUCCGGCCCAGGAUCGGCACAGCUUUCUGUGUGUGGAGAGGCGGCAGCAGGUCCUGCCCUGGUCCAACAGGCCUGAGGCCUUUGUGAGCUGUGAGUGCCUGACCUCUUCCCCCGUGGCCUCAGGCUUCUACUAGACCUGGUUCUUAGCCUGCGGGCACUGCACCCUGUUUAACAUUUCACCCCACUCAGCACAGCUGCCCUCUCACCCACCAAUCUUUACCUCCCAGAAGAGCAUCUCAGCAACCUGGCCAGAGAGAGGGGUCCUUUUUUUGUCAUGCCCACAAGUUCAGUAGCUGUUUAACGUGUUUCUGACCUUAUUCACAUUUUCAAAUAUGAUUUAGUAUUUGCUCCCUC